Molecule: messenger RNA, 585 nt
Organism: Anisakis simplex (herring worm)
Lineage: Eukaryota; Metazoa; Nematoda; Chromadorea; Rhabditida; Anisakidae
Source: the annotation of a GenBank genome assembly
AUGGAUCGCGCUAGGGGCAGUUCAUCGGAUCGUGGUGCAAGUUCGUUGUCGAUUCAACUGCAAGCAUCGCAAUCGCAGUCUAAAACUGUAGAAGGAAUGGGUAAAUAUGAGGAUAUCACUGCACACGACCACUCUCAAACUAAAGAAGAUCGGAAUGCUAAAAUUGAUCAAUUGACAUUAAAUCUGGAAAAUAUACAACAUCCAGAAAGUGAUGCAAGUCAGGGAACUAAAGCGAUGAAACAUCGUCGUCGAAGACGUACCAGUUCAUUGCCGAUUCAACUAGAAACAUCGCAACCGCAGUCUGAAACUGUGGAAGGAAUGGGUAAUUAUGAGGAUGUCACCGCAAACGACCACUCUCAAACUAAAGAAGAUCGGAAUGCUCAAAUUGAUCAAUUGACAUCAAAUCUGGAAGAUGUACAACAUCUAGAAAGUGGUGCAAGUCAGAUAACUAAAGCGGGAAAACAUCGUCGUCGAAGACGUUACAGGAAGAAGGAUGUAUCGAAGAGUUCUCAACUGAAUGUCGAAGCGAAUUGUCAAUUUCCACAAGAGGUUGUUCAUCGAACGUUGUAUGAUUUUAUAGCAUAG